AUGGCCUCAACCACGGCAGCCGCCCAGGAAAAACCUAAACAGAGACCCUCUGCGCUGCGCAGCAUCAUCGCAGGGAGCACCGCCGGCGCCGUCGAAAUCGCCAUCACGUACCCGUUUGAAUUUGCAAAGACCCGGACGCAGCUGAAUAGAAGAUUGCCCGAGAGUGGGAAACUUCCAUGGCCGAAAUUUGGGAGCGCGUGGUAUGCGGGGUGUACGACGUUGAUUAUUGGGAAUUCGUUGAAGGCGGGGAUUAGAUUCGUCGCAUUCGAUCAAUAUAAAGCACUACUCCAAAACGCCGAUGGAAAGAUUUCCGGGCCCAGAACUGUAAUUGCUGGAUUUGGAGCUGGUGUUACGGAGAGUUUAUUAGCAGUCACGCCUUUCGAGAGUAUCAAAACUACUUUAAUCGACGACCGCAAAUCCGCCAAACCCCGUCUUCGAGGCUUUCUCCACGCCGUCCCCAUCAUCGCCCGCGAAAGAGGCCUGCGCGGAUUCUUCCAAGGCUUCGUCCCCACCACCGCCCGUCAAUCUGCCAAUUCCGCUGUCCGCUUCGGCUCCUACACUUCGCUGCGUCAGCUCGCACAAUCCUAUACCGCGCCCGGGGAAAAACUGGGCGCUUUGUCUACCUUUGGAAUCGGGGGAUUGGCAGGUAUCAUCACGGUUUAUGUGACGCAGCCGCUUGAUACGGUGAAGACGCGCAUGCAGAGUAUAGAGGCGAGAACGCUGUACAAGAAUAGUUUCCACUGCGCGAGCUUGAUUGCGAAGAACGAGGGCCUGUUUACGUUUUGGAGUGGGGCUUUGCCGAGAUUGGGCAGGUUGAUUUUGAGUGGUGGGAUCGUGUUUACGAUGUAUGAACAGAGUAUUGAGUUGAUGGGGAGAGUGGAUCCGAAUGGUAGAUAUAUUUAG
This is a messenger RNA of Botrytis sinoallii, 903 nucleotides long. RefSeq lists its product as uncharacterized. NCBI's taxonomy places the organism in Eukaryota, Fungi, Ascomycota, Leotiomycetes, Helotiales, Sclerotiniaceae. Gene Ontology annotation, biological process: mitochondrial citrate transmembrane transport. Bases 1 to 903 code for a protein of 300 amino acids. The record is from RefSeq and is a predicted model, not a curated record. The transcript has 3 exons.